AUGGGACCUCCUGGAGCCAAGGGCAGUCAAGGUGACUCGGGGAAACCAGGCCCCCCAGAGUUGGAGCUAGACAUUCACAACCCAGAGUUCCUAAUAAGUUCACGAGUCCCAGGCUGCAACAGUGAAUGGAAACUAUCAGACAACCUGGAGUGGAGGGUCUUCGAGGCAUUCCAGGUCUGCCAGGCACCCCAGGUGCCAAGGGUGAGCCUGGCCGCNGCUCCAGGGGGGCAAGGAGCCACUGGUAUCCCAGGACUUAAAGGAGAGAAGGGCAGCAAAGGUGAUGGGGGUCUCAUUGGACCGAAAGGGGAAACUGGCGCUAAAGGAGACAAAGGAGACCUGGGCCUCCCAGUUUUAUUACCUUCUCCCUUUUUUUGUAUUUUGAUCUUAGGACUUCAAGGACAAAAAGGAACAAAAGGAGAAUCAGGAGUUCCAGGCCCUGCAGGCAUGAAGGGAGAAAGGGGAAGCCCAGGCCUGGCAGGCCCCAAGGGUGUACCUGGACCAGUUGGCCAAAAGGGACACCCAGGAGAGAAAGGCUCUUCUGGGGUGCAAGGAGUAAAGGGAGAAAAAGGUGAAAAAGGCGCAUCCCUAGCUCCUGUCAGGAUUGUUGGCUCUCUGAACCGAGGCAGGGCUGAAAUUUACUAUAACGGUAAAUGGGGAACAAUUUGUGAUGAUGACUGGGACAAUGCAGAUGCCACUGUCUUCUGCCGCAUGAUGGGCUACUCCGUGGGAAAGGCCCUUUUCAAUGUGGGAGCUGGCUCUGGGGAUAUCUGGCUGGAUAAUGUUGCAUGUCGAGGGACAGAGUUGACCCUAUGGAACUGCAACAAGAAUAGCUGGGGCUCUCACAACUGCAACCACAAUGAAGACGCUGGCGUGGACUGCAGCUGACCCUCCCCAGCCUUUUCAGUGCUCUGCUUCCAAGGUGUCUGCAGCCAUAGGCACCCAUCCCACCUGGGGGAAGGCCAGUGCUCUCUGAGGGGUUUCCUGGAAGUGGCCAAGCAGCUUCUGGUGUGGGGUCAUUAAUAAAGUUCAAAGUGCUACUUGGCAACA
Messenger RNA from Hipposideros armiger (great roundleaf bat), 1047 nucleotides. It is a transcript of the gene MARCO, whose product is annotated as macrophage receptor with collagenous structure. The coding region runs from base 1 to 885 and encodes 294 amino acids. The transcript has 9 exons. The record is from RefSeq and is a predicted model, not a curated record. Gene Ontology annotation, cellular component: membrane. Lineage: Eukaryota; Metazoa; Chordata; Mammalia; Chiroptera; Hipposideridae.